ACACACUCGCGCUAUGAGAGCAAUUAGAUUCAGCAGCGUUCCCACUGCCUCUGCAAUGACUCACUGAAACACACACACAUCCACACACACACACACACACCUACACACACACACACACACACGCUCAACACUCAGAUACAGGACGUAUAGUCGGGCUGCGCACACACGGACCGGACUUUGGAUUUGGGGCGCAGAGAACUGGACCUGGACUUUAUGGUGUAUUUUUUUUUCUUUUCUUUUUUUUUUCUUUUCUUUUCUUCAUGUGGCGCGCAGAUUGACUCCAAUUCAGGACUAAGAUCUGACGGGGAGACCGUGAAGAUCCAGUCUGAGGAUAUCCAAGUAAGCUAGAGCCCAGGUUCCCUCAAGUGUUUUGGGCUUUCUCCUGGACAGGAGAGUCAUACAGCAUCCACCGAUCUCUAUGCGUGCCCUCUGAAGAUGGAGAGCUGUAAGAAAGGUGCUUUGUUUGGCUGGAGCUCCUUAACUCAGCUCUCAACCUGAGGAGAAACAAGAAACAACUUGGAGGAAAGGCCAAGGAGCAGCUGAGGACCCAAACGUGGACCAUAAACACAACUUUCCAGGCUAAGCACAUCGGGAGCAUGACCGCCAUCGUUAACGCUUCAUGGAUGUGUCACUCCAUGGCCAAGGCCACCUUUCUGCUGUGGAUGGGGCUGGUGUCCAUCUGUGUGGCCGCUAUUCAAGUUCAGCAGCAUCCUGUGGUCACAACAAAUUAUGGAAAAUUGCGUGGAGUGAAGGUUACAUUACCCAAUGAGAUCCUAGGGCCAGUGGAGCAGUAUUUGGGAAUUCCAUAUGCACUGGCCCCAACGGAGGAGCGAAGGUUCCAGCCACCGGAGCCGCCCAUGUCCUGGCCAGGCAUCAGGAAUGCCACUCACUAUGCUCCGGUUUGUCCUCAGUUCUUGGAGGACCGCUUUUUACUCAAUGAUAUGCUCCCUGUGUGGUUCACCGCCAACUUGGAUACAGUAGUGACCUACGUCCAGGAGCAAAGCGAAGACUGCCUUUACCUGAACAUCUAUGUCCCAACUGAAGAUGAUAUCCACGAUGAGAAUGGGUUAAAGCCAGUCAUGGUGUACAUCCACGGAGGUUCAUACAUGGAGGGAACUGGCAACAUGAUUGACGGCAGCAUCCUGGCCAGCUACGGGAAUGUCAUCGUCAUCACAAUCAACUACCGGCUCGGAGUUCUGGGUUUUCUGAGCACAGGAGACCAGGCGGCCAAGGGCAACUACGGUCUGCUGGAUCAGAUUCAGGCUCUCAGGUGGAUCAAAGAAAACAUCCAGGCCUUCAAAGGAGACCCAAAGAGAGUGACCAUUUUUGGCUCUGGCGCCGGAGCAUCGUGCGUCAGCCUGCUCACCCUCUCGCAUUACUCAGAAGAUCUGUUCCAGAAAGCCAUCAUUCAGAGUGGUACGGCUCUGUCCAGCUGGGCCGUCAAUUACCAACCGGCAAAGUACACCCGGUCUCUGGCUGAGAAGGUGGGCUGCAACAUGCUGGACACCAUCGACCUGGUGGAAUGCCUGCAGAAGAAGAACUACAAGGAGCUGAUCGAGCAGUACAUCACACCUGCAAAGUACCACAUCGCCUUUGGGCCUGUGAUUGAUGGUGAUGUAAUCCCAGACGACCCUCAGAUCCUCAUGGAGCAAGGGGAGUUCCUGAAUUAUGACAUUAUGUUGGGGGUCAAUCAGGGCGAAGGCUUUAAGUUUGUAGAUGGCAUUGUGGACAGUGAGGAUGGAGUGUCUGCUAAUGAUUUUGAUUUUGCUGUAUCAGACUUUGUGGACCAUCUCUAUGGUUACCCAGAGGGCAAGGACACCUUGCGUGAGACCAUCAAGUUCAUGUACACUGAUUGGGCAGACAAGGAGAACCCAGAAACCCGACGCAAGACCCUGGUGGCGCUUUUUACUGACCACCAGUGGGUGGCGCCAGCAGUGGCCACCGCUGACCUUCACGCCCAGUAUGGCUCACCUACCUACUUCUAUGCUUUCUACCAUCACUGUCAAAGCGACAUGAAGCCCAGCUGGGCUGAUUCUGCUCACGGCGAUGAGGUACCAUACGUGUUUGGGAUCCCGAUGAUUGGACCCACAGAUCUAUUCAACUGCAACUUCUCUAAGAACGAUGUGAUGCUGAGUGCCGUUGUCAUGACCUACUGGACUAAUUUUGCCAAAACAGGGGAUCCAAAUCAGCCGGUUCCACAAGAUACAAAGUUCAUCCACACAAAGCCUAACCGCUUCGAGGAAGUAGCCUGGACCAAGUACAACCCUAAAGACCAGCUCUAUCUCCACAUUGGCCUAAAGCCUCGAGUCCGAGACCACUACCGAGCUACAAAAGUUGCGUUCUGGCUGGAAUUAGUUCCACAUCUUCACAACAUAAAUGAGUUUUUUCAGUAUGUAUCCACCACUACCAAGAUACCACCACAAGACACCACACCCUACCCUUACACCAAACGCUUCCCAGGUAAAAACUGGCCAUCCACCACACGCCACCCGGGGGUUUCCUCCGUCAACACCAAACAAACCACAGAUCAGCGCAAGAGUGGCGACCUGACCGACGAGUCAACCGUGAUGAUUGAGACCAAGCGAGACUACUCCACAGAGCUCAGCGUCACCAUAGCUGUGGGAGCAUCAUUGCUCUUUCUGAACAUCCUGGCAUUCGCAGCACUCUACUACAAGAAAGACAAACGGCGGCACGAGUCCAACCGCCGCAUCCCAACCCCGCAACGCAACUCCACUCCGGCUAAUGCUCCGUCCACAGCCAAUGAUGUGGCCCACCUGCAGAGCGAGGAGCUGAUGUCACUGCAGAUGAAGCAACAGCAGCUGGAACAUGAGCACCACCACGAGUGCGAGUCGCUCCAGACCCAUGACACGCUGCGACUCACCUGCCCCCCUGACUACACCCUUACUUUGCGCCGGUCGCCCGACGACAUACCCCUGAUGACUCCCAGCACCAUCACCAUGAUCCCCAAUUCUCUGGCUGGCAUGCAGCCUCUGCACAACUUCAACACUUUUGGUGGCAGUCAGAACAGUACCAACCUGCCCCACGGCCACUCCACCACACGGGUAUAGCUCAGCUGGGACAGGGCAGCGCUGGGUUCAGUUGCGACCAACACCAGGCAAAUUUAAGAGACUGACUGUGUAAAGCACAGACUCCAAAGUCAAAGCAGAUGUUAUUUUGUUACCAUGCCUUCUUGAAAAGUAUAAAAAGUAUAAAUGGAACAUAAACUUGUGGAUAAAGAUUCUAAAUGAAUGUUACUUUAGUAAUAACUCUUUUUGAAGCAGCGCUUCAUGGAAGGUUUUACCAAAAGCGGAAGCAAACAGUGAACGACUGUUAAUAGUCUUUUAUUACAACAUGGGCAAAUGCGCCUUUGUGGAGGCUUUUGUGCCAUAAAAACACGACUGGAAAACAGAAGCAACAAUGGAACUUGAUCUUUUCAUGAUCCUUCCUAUAUCUCCUGGCCUAACUGGGGCACAGAAAUCGACACCCCAGCCUGAAAUGUAUUUAUGAACAAGAGAAAAAAAGGAAGAGGAAAG
Molecule: messenger RNA, 3533 nt
Organism: Melanotaenia boesemani (Boeseman's rainbowfish)
Lineage: Eukaryota; Metazoa; Chordata; Actinopteri; Atheriniformes; Melanotaeniidae
Gene: nlgn4xa
Product: neuroligin 4 X-linked a
Exons: 6
Coding region: 597-3068 (823 amino acids)
Biological process (GO): postsynaptic membrane assembly; chemical synaptic transmission; presynaptic membrane assembly
Cellular component (GO): synapse; cell surface; postsynaptic specialization membrane
Molecular function (GO): neurexin family protein binding; signaling receptor activity
Source: RefSeq, a predicted model, not a curated record